AUGAAGGCGUGUCAGCUGUCCGAUCGGGUGGAAGAGCUGGAACAGGAGGUGGAGAAGUACCGGAUUCUGGCGGGCAUUGAACGUCUCACAAAGGCCUCCUGGAACGACGGCAAUACACUCGCAUCCGCCGAGCACUCAACACCUUCGUCUGGGCCCAGUCAUUCAGCCGCCGGUGGCACCAGUGACGUCUCCGAGGCGCCGAGCCAGGCCGACCGAGUGGCCACGGCUCCGAGGCUGAACUUGGCCGUCUUCGAGGAGCGGCGAGGGCGAGGGCGAGGAACCAAGUCGGUGGUGGAAGUCCACCACGGCGUGGUCAACGCCGAUGGUUGGGAGCCUGGCUUGCGACGCUCGUCGAGUCCGGCCGCCUCGAGACGCUUUGAGAGCGCCAGUGAGCCGCCGGCGAGAGCGAGGCUUCUAGAGAGGGUUGGAGGCGAGACGAAAAAGAAGACGGCGCCGGAGGAGGAGCCGAGCGAAGAGGCGAAGGAGAUGCAGGAGACCGGGGCCGGUGCGGACGGGCUGGUAGGAGCCCCGGGCCGGCCGGGCUGUCGCCGACUGGCCGGCCUCGGAUCGCACGCCCUUGAUGCGGCCGGUGGUUUGAGGCCCGAGGCCGGCUCCCCGACGACCUGGGCUGCGCCGCACCACUUCUACCAUCGUGGCGGCCUGCGCGACAGUCUGUCGGCCGCCUCGUGGCUCACAGAAGCGCCCGGUUCGAGUCCCGCCGCGGCCGAUGACGACGGCGACGGCGACGCCGAGGCCGAGCUGGAGGCCAAAGAGGAGGCACCCGCGGCGCCACGCCGCCAGGGCCGGACGUUGAGCGUCGACGUGUCGCCGGGCCUCGGUCUGCCACCGCAGGCCGUCCACCACCGACAGUCGCAGACCGGCCCUCUCUGGCCCCAACAGUCGCAGCAUGCGGCUCGCGGCCACAUGUUGUCCGGCCGGCCGCGUCAGCUUGCCAGGCAGGAGCGCACCAUGUUGCGCAGUCGGGCGGCCGGGAGUGAGGAGAAGCGGCAGGCCGGGGACUCGGGCUUUUGCAGCAUCUCACAGACUAGCAGUCAACGCAGCAGCCUCUUCGGGAUUGACCCGGCCCUCGGACAGAUGAUGGAUGGGUAA
Molecule: messenger RNA, 1110 nt
Organism: Protopolystoma xenopodis
Lineage: Eukaryota; Metazoa; Platyhelminthes; Monogenea; Polystomatidea; Polystomatidae
Source: the annotation of a GenBank genome assembly